AUGGACGAUUCCACACAAGCUGAUGCCGACAAGAUCCGUGCUAAGCGUCUGGCCAAGCUGGGCGCACCAUCGAGCGCAAGACCGCCGCGAGCUCAGAACGGCGGAAACUCAUCAUCGACACCCCCACCAACCACAGACGGUGCCACCGACAACGCUUCAGCGCCCGCGACCCGCGAGAAUCCAUUCGACCAACUGGCCGCGCAGAAGGAGCCCGAAAAGAAGGAGCCUGUCAAGAUCACUGUGACUCCGCAAACGACAGUACAGCCAAGCAAACCAGAGCGGACUCAGUCGCGGCCUAGAGAGAGAGCUGCUGAGAGCUUUGAGGCAUGGCAGGACCGCAUUCUUCGCCACAUCUUCAGAGUCACUCUCAAGCCAGAAGAGGUUAAGGACUCACACGGCAACAAGCUGAUAUUCCUGGCGAGCACCAAAGAUGACUUGGAGCAAUCAAAUCAGCCCGCCCUGCUGAAUGUGGAUAUGGGCGAUGGCAUCCUGACAGAAGCGGCUGGACAUGCGCCAAACGGCAAGAUUUUUGAGUACUUUUUGCAGACCUUCAAGCGAGCAAGUCGAGCUGUGCGCGGCUCGAGAGACCCGAUCGACCCCAAGGAUGCCAUCUUGAAGGAAGCAAAGCGGCUCAGCAUGAGCUAUUGCAUAUUCGCGGUCACUAUGCCUGAGAUGUUUGGCGGUGAUGAUGACCUCUAUGCGAACCAGAGCUCCUCGUCCGAUGCUCUGGUAGACCAUAUGCUGGUCCCAGAUAUCGAGGGUGAUCAUGGAAUUUGCACAGAAUUCUUGACCGAGGCUGCUGCGCGCUUUGAGGAGGACGAGGGUAUCAAGGAGGCAAUAGUCGGUGCUGUUGAGGAACUCAGCGCUCGAUUAUCGAAAUCAAAUAUGCUUGAGGAUUACCAAGCAUACAUUACGGCUAUGCGAAGCCUCAUUCGCUUCCCGAAAAUUGUCGACGCUGUCACACAGUCCGCGAAAUGGGCCCCUUCAGACGUCGAAGCGCAGAAUAUCGAGACCACAACGCUCCUAGGCCCAUUCUUCCGCUUAUCGCCGAUGCAGCAAGAGGUAGCGAGCAAUUAUUUCUCUGCGCCUAAAACUAGAGAUCGGAAUUUCAUUGCCGCUGCACAGAACGCCAUCCGAUUGACGCUCCGGACACACCAAGAGAUUCUCUUUGAGAUUGCCAACGGUAUCGUGCGAACUGGUGCUGCGUCACGAGAACGCAUGCUCAACUGGUUUGCGCUAUGCGUAAACAAGAACCACAAGAAGCGAGCUAUGAGGUCUGAUCCUAGAAUUGUCUCCUCCGAUGGUUUCAUGGUCAAUGUCACUGAUACCCUCACCCGCCUGUGCGAACCCUUCAUCGACGCACAAUUUGGCAAGAUCGAGAAGAUUGAUGUCGACUACCUGCGGCGAAAUCCCAGAGUUGAUAUUUCCGAUGAGACGAAAAUCAAUGCCGACCAACAAACGGCCGACAACUUUUACUCGCAAAAGGCUGAUGGCACGAGCAACUUCAUCUCAGAGGCAUUCUUCUUGGCAGUCGCCGCACAUCAUUAUGGUACGGAGGCUGCACAGACCAACAUCGAGAACAUUCGUCGGAACAUCAAGUAUCACGAGAAAGAACUCGUUGCUGCAGAAGCCGAACGCGCCAAAUACCUCAAUCAGCCGGCCUACUUGGCAAGGUAUGACGAGGCUCUUAACAAGAUGAAGAAGCGGAUCGACGACAUGUGGAGCUUCAUUCAUGCCACCCAAGGAGUCCUUCUCGACGAUGUCAGUCAAGCGCGCUCCAUGGGUCUGAUGCGCUAUGUCAUUGUGUGGGUGCUUCGCCUUGCGUCUCGCCAGAACCUGCCCAAGGAGAAGCUUCAAUUGCCGCUCCCGUCCGAGCAGCCCGAUGUCUUCAAGUGUCUCCCAGAAUAUUUCCUGGAAGACAUCGUCGGCAACUUCAAAUUCAUUACAGCGAACAUCCCUCACAUCAUUACCCCCCAGCAGUGCGAAGAGAUUGUGCAGGUCUGCAUCGCCUUCUUGCGCAGUCCGGAAUGGGUCAAGAAUCCAGGCGUAAAGUCUGGACUUGUCACUAUCUUGUUCUACGGCGUGUCACCGUAUUACAACCACCAACGCGGCGUCUUGGGCGAUGUGUUGAUUGGCUCAGACUUCGCGCACAAGAACUUGCUGCAUGCCUUGAUGAGUGCAUACAUCGAAGCUGAGCGCUCGGGCACGCACAACCAAUUCUACGACAAGUUCAACAUCCGCUUCGAGAUCUUCCAGGUCAUCAAAAAGAUCUGGGUUAACACACUGUAUCGCGAGAAUCUUGCGAAGGAAGCUAAAGUUAAUACCGACUUUUUCGUUCAAUUCGUUAACAUGAUGGUCAACGAUGUCACCUUUGUGCUCGAUGAGGCACUGUCGAGUUUCGUCAAGAUCAAUCAUUUGCAGAAGGAGGUCAAUGACCCGGCCGUGAUGCAAGGACUCAAUGAAGAGCAGCGAAGAGAGAAGUUGGAGCUCCUCGAGGACACCAAAGGCAAGGCAAAGAGCUACAUGCAGCUUACCAACGAGACUAUGGAGGCGCUCAUUCUCUUCACCGAGACGCUCGCCGAUGCUUUCACCAUGAAGGAAAUUGUCACGCGAUUGGCAGACAUGCUGGACUACAACCUCGAUUCCAUGGUUGGACCGAAGAGCACCGACCUGAAGGUUGACAACAAGGAAGAGUACAAAUUCCGGCCCGCCCAACUGCUAGCAGAUAUCCUCACCGUCUUCCAAAAUCUAUCACACAAGGAGACCUUUGUGCAAGCAAUCGCUCGCGAUGGACGCUCCUACAAGCCAGCGAAUUUCACCGAAGCUGCUCGCAUCAUGCGCAAGACAGCCAUGAAGUCGCCAGAUGAGCUUCGUGUAUGGGAGGAGCUUGGCAAGAAGGUCGCGGAGGCUAAGGCUUUGGAAGAGCAAGAAGAGGCCGAUCUUGGAGAGAUUCCUGACGAGUUUAUGGAUCCUCUCGUCUUUGACAUCAUGUCUGAUCCGGUCAUUCUGCCCAGCUCGAAGAACGUCAUCGAUCGGAGCACGAUAAGAAGUCACUUGCUCAGUGAUCCAACCGAUCCAUUCAACCGGGUACCUCUAAAGAUCGAGGAGGUAAUACCGGACAUGGAGCUGAAGGCCAAGAUUGAAGCUUUCAAAGCAGAGAAGAAGGCUGAACGAGCCGCAGCCAGGGCCGCUGCAGCCGAUGCUAUGGACACGACUGAGGGAUGAACGGCACCGGUAGCAUCUAUUCGUUUAUGCAUAGCGGGAGGUUCAGGCACAUUCUCUAGAAGCGCUUCAUAGCAUUGGUGAAGCCGCAAGCACGAUGACCUGGGAUGGUUCCUUGAAGACAACCGCACGCUGGAUUCUUUCCAUCUCAUAGAUCAGGUCAAGCCGAAUCAAACUGAGUGCACAAG
Messenger RNA from Pseudocercospora fijiensis CIRAD86, 3410 nucleotides. RefSeq lists its product as uncharacterized. Gene Ontology annotation, biological process: protein polyubiquitination. The transcript is spliced from 3 exons. NCBI's taxonomy places the organism in Eukaryota, Fungi, Ascomycota, Dothideomycetes, Mycosphaerellales, Mycosphaerellaceae. Gene Ontology annotation, molecular function: ubiquitin-ubiquitin ligase activity. The coding region runs from base 1 to 3225 and encodes 1074 amino acids. Gene Ontology annotation, cellular component: cytoplasm; nucleus; ubiquitin ligase complex. The record is from RefSeq and is a predicted model, not a curated record.